GCAACUGGCGAAUCCCACUAGCCCUUGCGGUGCAUCGUCGUCGUCGGCAUCUGCAAGAACAAUGGUUAUGGAAAUGGUGAUGGUGGCGUGGAGGGCAGUGAUGCCUAUUAUCAUACUCGUUGCUUUUAUUUUGCUCGAGGGGUGGGUCUCUGUUCAUUCUUGCAAGCUCAUUUCCGGGAUUAAUUCCGAAAAUAUGACGACAGGAGAAAUAAUUGGCCCGAGGAUAUCAAGGUUAUGAAGGUAGCCAAUUGGCUCUUGCUUGGAUCUGAAGCUGGUUUCCUUGAACUCUUUUUCAGACACUAUUAUAUGGCGAAGUUCUGGAUGUUAAUUUUGUGCUUUGUAUCAUUUUUUGUGUUGUUCUUACUUCGGAUGAUUUUGCUGCUGCAUCUGCAUUAGUACAUUAGUGGGAAUCUUUAGAAGAGUGUCUUAGGAUUUAGGAAAGGGAAAAAAAAUGAAGAAGGAAAUGAAUUGGAAUUUUGGGCUUAAAGAGGCAUCGAUUGCCUAUGCAGACAAGGAUUUUAAAGAGAUGGUUGAACAAGGAAAUGCAUGGGAAAUAUUAGUUCUCUUAGCUUGGGAGGAGGGGUGGGUAUGCAUACUACUUGCAAUCCAUUUACAAAGAAGUAAAUCAAGUAUUACUAAAAAGCAUAAAUCUUUCAGCAGUUUGAAGCCUGAUAUGCUGCUAGUCCUAGUAGAUGUCUCUAUCAAUGGCCUGAUAUGUUGAACUAUUGGUUAGUAGUGCUCCAUGGGUUUCAUCUGAUUUUGCAGGAUGUGGUGCCUUUGAGAUCAAUAUUAUCAGCUUUGUCUCACCUGAUUCUGUGGCUAUGCUCUGCUGCAACAAUAAAUUACAUUUAGGUGUUGAGAAAGAAUAGAAACGGAAAAUGUAGAUUGCAAAUGGUAAUUAGAACCCAAUCAGCAGUUUAGUGAGAUUUCCAAUAACUUUGGAUGGAGAGAAAUUCUUUCACAUUUGAUCUGGUCCAGCUCUGUUACUUCAUUUUCCCUUUGCAGAUCUAGAUCCAAGGUAACUCCAUCCUAUAAAAUUUGCCUAAAGUU
Molecule: messenger RNA, 1050 nt
Organism: Rubroshorea leprosula
Lineage: Eukaryota; Viridiplantae; Streptophyta; Magnoliopsida; Malvales; Dipterocarpaceae
Source: the annotation of a GenBank genome assembly